AUGGUUGCCGACAAGAAUAAUGUGCGGAGAAAGGUCGUCUGUUUCUCAGACUUCGACGGCACAAUCUUUAUGCAAGACACCGGCCAUGUCCUCUUCGACAAGUACGGCUGCGGCGCCGAACGCCGCCAAGUCCUCGACGAACAAAUCAAGACCGGCGAGCGCUCCUUCCGCGACGUCUCAGAGGAGAUGUGGGCCUCCUUAAACGUGCCAUUCGAGAAUGGCUUUGACGUUCUCGCCGACACGCUGGAAAUCGACCCCGACUUCAGAGAGUUUCACACCUUUUGCGCACAGAAUGAUAUUCCAUUCAAUGUUAUCAGUGCGGGACUCAAGCCUGUGUUGAGGAAGGUGCUGGAUACUUUCUUGGGAGAGGAGGAUUCGGCGAGGAUUGAGAUUGUGGCGAACGAGGCUUCUAUUAACGAAGAUGGAUCGGAGUGGAAACCCAUCUGGCGCCAUGAUAGUGAGGUCGGACAUGACAAGGCUUUGAGUGUCAACGAGGCUCGAAUCCAGGCCCGCGACAACUGCGGUGAAGAUGAGGUUCCCUUGAUCGUGUUUAUUGGUGACGGUGUCUCCGAUCUACCGGCCGCUCGUGAGGCAGACGUCCUAUUUGCGCGCAAGGGUUUGAGGUUGGAAGAGUACUGCCAGGAGCACAAUAUCCCCUAUAUCCCGUUUGACACCUUUGCCGAUAUCAAGCGUGAGAUUGAGAAGAUUCUUGCAGAGGACCAGGCCAAGACUGGCGGUCAUGGAAAACCACUGCGCUUCAACCCGAGAGCGAACAUGUGGCGACGAGUGUCGAGCAAACAAGCUGUUCCUCGCUUCGUUGCUAUGACACCUUCAAAAGAAGAGCGCAUGUUCCUCUGGCCAGAGACAUUUUCCGAGCUGAAGGCUGGUCAACCAGAUGCAGCAGCCUUGAAAACGCCUGGUGUGACUACCAGUGCCGUGGCAUAA
Talaromyces amestolkiae is the source of this 945-nucleotide messenger RNA. RefSeq lists its product as uncharacterized. Gene Ontology annotation, molecular function: phosphatase activity. Bases 1 to 945 code for a protein of 314 amino acids. The transcript is spliced from 3 exons. The record is from RefSeq and is a predicted model, not a curated record. NCBI's taxonomy places the organism in Eukaryota, Fungi, Ascomycota, Eurotiomycetes, Eurotiales, Trichocomaceae.